Molecule: messenger RNA, 413 nt
Organism: Hydra vulgaris (swiftwater hydra)
Lineage: Eukaryota; Metazoa; Cnidaria; Hydrozoa; Anthoathecata; Hydridae
Source: RefSeq, a predicted model, not a curated record
GCUUUAUACAAAUUAUAGGUAGAGAAAAAAAUUAAAAAAUUAAAAAUGGCAACAAGGUUUAGUGAUUGCUGCGUUUACCUAGAGCAUAAAGGAGAAAGAUUAAAGAAGUUGUUAUCAGUUUCUGAACCAAUCCUUCAAAAAAUAAAUACUUUUAUUAAUUAUAAAUAUGAUUCAAACCUAGAAGCAUAUUCUACUAUGAUUUCCACUAGUUGUCAAAGAAACCUUUAUCUACUUGACGCAGAAAAAAGUACUGCAAGAAGUUCUUGGUUAUCAAAAGUUUCCAAGAUACACAAAGAAUCAGUAGUCAGGCGUGGUGUCAACAAAGUAGAUUUUGCACAAUCUGAAAUUGUCAAUGACACGAAAGAGAACUUAUGCCAUUAUUGUUUUGGUAUUAUUGGUAAAAAUCUUUAAUU